This is a messenger RNA of Penicillium brevicompactum, 987 nucleotides long. RefSeq lists its product as uncharacterized. Gene Ontology annotation, cellular component: cytoplasm. The record is from RefSeq and is a predicted model, not a curated record. The transcript is spliced from 5 exons. NCBI's taxonomy places the organism in Eukaryota, Fungi, Ascomycota, Eurotiomycetes, Eurotiales, Aspergillaceae. Bases 1 to 987 code for a protein of 328 amino acids.
AUGGUCAAGACAAUCCCCUUCGGUAGCAUUCAAGUUCCCUCGCCAGGCUUUGGAGCCAUGGGCCUGAGCUUCGGACUCGGCUCUGACUUGAGCCUCGAGGAAGCUGAGCCUGUUCUCCUUAAGGCAAUUGAGCUAGGCUGUACCUUCUGGGAUACCGCUGUUGUCUACCAGGCUGGAGUUAACGAGAAGCUUCUUGGUGACUUCAUCAGGAAGCACAAUGUCCGUGACAAGGUCUUCAUUGCCUCCAAGUGUGGCUUUGACGUGUUUGGAGGAGGUGGCUCAAUCACCAACUCCGCCGCGCACAUCAAGCAGUAUAUCGACGGCACUAUCGAAAGAUUGGGCUUCACCCCGGACUUGUACUAUCUGCACCGAAUUGACCCCAACACUCCCCUCACUGAAUCCAUUCCUGCUCUGGAUGAAAUCCGCCAAGCCGGAAAGACCAAGUACAUUGGACUCUCAGAAUGCUCUGCUGCGACCCUGCGCAAGGCGAACUCUAUUGCCAAGAUCGAUGCCGUUCAGGCCGAGUACUCAGCAUUCGAGACAGUGCACGAAACAGAUAACUUGAUCGAUACCGCUAAGGAGCUCGACGUCGCCUACGUCGCAUACAGUCCCCUCGGCCACGGAUGGCUGGUCGAUAACUUUGAUUACAACUCCCCCGACGACUUCUCUCCCGAUGACUUCCGCCGUAAAUCUCCCAAAUUCCAAGGCGAGAACUUCUAUAAGAACAAGGAAAUCGUGGAGGCAAUCAAGGGAAUCGCUGCUCGCAAGGGCUGCAAGAUCAGCCAAAUCGCACUCGCUUGGGUUGCUACCCAAGGAAUGAUUGCUAUCCCAGGAACUACCAAGGCCGCUCGCCUUGAGGAGAACUGGGCAUCUCGGGAUAUUGAGUUGACCGAGGAGGAACAGAAGGAGAUGCGCAAGAUCAUUGAUGCUGCUAAGCCACACGGAAACAGAUAUGGACCUGCCCACCAAGCGAUGGUUGGCCACUAG